AUGUCAAGUGAUCAUCCAGGGAGGGAGAAUAUUCGGCGGUUUUUCGAUUCUUUUACGGUCACUGGCCCGGACGGUCGACAUAUCGUGCUGGUUCAAGAACCCGCAUGUAUCAGCCUGUUCGAUCUCAAACAAUCAAUGCCAGAGGAAAGAUUUCCAGAAGAGAUGGUCAAAUCUAUCCUAACGGAGUUACUCCAGGCCCUAGAUUUCCUACAUACUGAAUGCAAGGCUGUACACACCGAUGUUCAUAUCGGUAAUUUGUUAGCAUGUGGGAGUGACAGCGAGAAUUCCAAAUUCAAAGAUAUUGAGGAAUCCGAAAUGGACAACCCGUCGGCACGCAAGCAGGUAUCGCAUGACCGAACCAUUUAUGCCUCGCGGGCAAUCCUUCCGAAGCAAGGACCGCUGCGGCUUUCCGAUUUCGGCGAAGCUAGGAUCGGGCCUGGGCCGUAUGAUUAUCCCGCCAUGCCUAUGCCACUUCGCGCGCCUGAGAUAGUGCUCGAGGUACCGUGGAGCUAUCCGAUUGAUAUUUGGUGUGUUGGGCUUACAGCAUGUGAACUUCUUGGGCUGAAUAGGCUUUUCAAUUCCGACCACACAGCCGGCGAUAUGUAUGAGGCAGCCCACUUUACAGAGCUGAUUGCUGUGUUGGGUCCGCCGCCUGCUGCGUUUCUGGCGCUCAAUCCUGAGAAGGCGGCUGAGUUCUGGGAUGAAGAGGGGAGAUGGAAGGAAAUUGUCCCCAUUCCUGAGAUGGGCAUGCUUGAUUCGCUAGAAGGUCAAAUGGGUCUACCUCUUGCCUUUGUGGAGUUCAUGCGCAGGACUUUGGUCUGGAUGCCAAAUGAGAGAGCGACUGCUAAAGAUCUUCUAGAGGAUCCUUGGUUGAAAGAAUGA
Penicillium vulpinum is the source of this 882-nucleotide messenger RNA. RefSeq lists its product as uncharacterized. The transcript has 4 exons. The record is from RefSeq and is a predicted model, not a curated record. Gene Ontology annotation, biological process: spliceosomal complex assembly; protein phosphorylation; regulation of mRNA processing. Lineage: Eukaryota; Fungi; Ascomycota; Eurotiomycetes; Eurotiales; Aspergillaceae. Gene Ontology annotation, molecular function: protein kinase activity; ATP binding. Bases 1 to 882 code for a protein of 293 amino acids.